Messenger RNA from Ostreococcus lucimarinus CCE9901, 7137 nucleotides. Its product is annotated as NCS1 family transporter: cytosine/purines/uracil/thiamine/allantoin. Gene Ontology annotation, cellular component: plasma membrane. Gene Ontology annotation, molecular function: nucleobase transmembrane transporter activity. The transcript has a single exon. Lineage: Eukaryota; Viridiplantae; Chlorophyta; Mamiellophyceae; Mamiellales; Bathycoccaceae. The record is from RefSeq and is a predicted model, not a curated record. Gene Ontology annotation, biological process: transmembrane transport; nucleobase transport. The coding region runs from base 1 to 7137 and encodes 2378 amino acids.
AUGGCGCUGCGCGCCGCCGCGAGCGCGGCGGCGGAGCGGCGGAGCGGCGCGCGCGAGAGCGGGCGACGGGCGGGGUCGAUCGGGACAUUUGCGAAAUCAAUCGUUGGGCAAUCGCAUGCGGCAACGGCGGGGGGCGGGGCGCGCGCGCGGGGCGCGACGGUCGUCGCGCGCGUGGUCGGUGGAGGAAAGAAACGAUGUGGAUUGGCGUGGGAGGCCGCGUGCGCGGGUGGGACGCGAAGGCGAGGCGUGGGGAUGAGGGAGGCGUCGACGCGCGCGAACGCCGUCGGAUUGGGGUACGCCGAUCAAACCGGCGACGACGAUAAGGAUGACGAAGGGUUCAUCGUCGCGCCUGGGGACGAGGAUUUGAUCAUCCCGCCGACGACGGAGGAGAAUGCGAUCGAGAAGGGCAAGGAACUCUCGCUGUGGGCGGCGCUGGCGACGUGCGCGGUGAUGUAUUCGGUGCCGUACGGUUUCGUUCGGUGGAACUUGCACACGCUCGCGCCGUUGCUCUGGUAUGAACUCGGUUUGGCGACAGCGCUCGGUACUUUGAUGGCGAUGCCAUUUAUCUCUGCAAUCGGAUACCCCGCGGCGAAGUACGAACUGAAUAUGCCGAUCCUGGCGCGUUCGAGUUUCGGGAUUUGGGGGGCGGAGUUCACCGACGCCUGUCGCGCGACGCUUGGAUUCUUGCUCUACGCCGUGCAAACUUUGGUCGGGGGCGAAGCGGUGUUCGGAUUGUUCAAAACGACGUUUAUCGCCGCGAGUAUCGAAAGCGAUGUAGUCGUGCGAGCGAUGUCGUACGCGAUGUUUUGGGUGGUGCAGCUCGCAAUUUCCUUGCGCACCGUCCCUUCAUCGAGACUUCUCGCGUCUGGUCAGACCGUCUUAGCGCUCGUGGCAGGUUUCAUCGCUUGGACUUUGCGUCAAGGUAUUCCUCAGACCGCGAUCGGUUCGUUGAUUUCCGCGGGUAUGCCGGGCGCCUUGCCGAACGAGUUCUGGAAGCACGCUUGGCUUAUGGUGGGCGUUUGGGUGACGCUCGCGAGCGUGUAUCCAGAUUACACAGCGCACAUCAAGGGCUCUAGAACUGCACCUAUUGGUCAGUUUUUCUGGCUUCCCUUGCUGUCCGGUUUGUUUGCUAUCGUCGCCGCGGCCAUGGCGCAAGCGCCGAAGCCGAUUUUAUUUGCGUCCAUUGCCAUCGCCUCGCUCGUGACGAACAGUGCCGCAAACGUCGUUGGUCCGCAGGAGUAUAUGCAAGAAUUCUCGCUUCCGUGGGCAAAGACCAAGAACUAUCUUGGUGGUACGAUCUCGUCCAAGCAAGCAGCGCUCAUCAUCACCUGCGCUGUCGGCCUCUUUGCGCCGGCUCAGUUGAUGUGGCAACAAGUCGUCGCCGCUGCCUCGUGGAUCAUUGGCGUUGGUUCGUUGUUAGUCUCUCCCGUGCUCGGUGUGAUUUUGUGUGACUUCUGGCUUAUGCGUGCUGGCAAAUUAUCGCGACGAGCAAUGCAGACGCGCGAUACUAAGGGUCCAUAUUGGUUCUUUAAGGGCGUGAAUCCACGCGCCAUGAUUGCCAUUGCCGUCGCGGCGGCGCCCAACUUGCUUUCACUCAUUUCUGGUGUUUCCUAUUUGAUCGAAGCCGGUGCCUUCUCGGGUUCUGGCGCGUUCUACACGUACGUAGUGAACAUGGAGUACGCAAGUAUUAUCGGUGCUGCGAUUGCUUUCAUCGUCUAUCUCUUCAUUCACUUGCUUGAGAUGAAGCCGGUGAGGCUCGGUGAAGUCGCGGCAUCCAUCGGAGACGCCGCAGGCACCGUCACAACAUCGGUAGCGUACAGCUUUGAUGGACGAACGAAGAAGACGAUAAUCACGACGCGAGAGAAGGUGAACACGCGUCUCGCCCGUAGGCGUGAAGAAUUGCCGGACGAGGAAUACCACGACGAAAUCGAUGCUCGCGAGCGUAAACUUCGCAAGGAGGAAGAUAGACGCCGCAAGGAAGCCGAGGAGGCUCUUCGAAAGGCUGUCGAGGAUGAAAACAACGAGCGGCGUAAAGAGAACAGACGUCGUCGACUCGAGAAGGAGAGGAUCGAUAGGCUGUACGACGAAUGUGAAGCCAUUUACUCGGAAGAGAUCAUCACGACUAAGGUCAUCACUGAGACACAAAAGGGUGACCUCGAGGACCUCAUGGGUGGCGAUGAUGGCGCACCCGUUUCAGUCGCGAAAUUGCGCGAAGAAAUCGAACGCCGCCGAAAGGAAAUCGAUGCCCUUCGCAACUCUAUUCAACUACGCCGCGCGCAAGGUGAACAAGAUAUCAACUUGGCGAAGAAUAACUUUGAGAAGGCGAAGGGACUCGAGGCCGAUCUUCGAGCAAGAUUCGACACCGAGACGCGAUCUCUUUUGGAGAAGGAGGCUCGUUUGCAAGAUGAAGAAAAUCGGCGUCGUGCGGAAGCUGAGGCUCGAAUUCAACGUAUGCGAGAUGCUCUCGCCGCCGAUCGUUCCGCUGAAGAAGCUCGACGACGAGCGUGGGAUGACGAACACGCGCGUGAGCUUGAAGAAGAGAGGCGUCUCCAGGAAACGGAGGAUACCCGGCGAGAGCAGGCUCGUGAAGACAUCAGACGCGCAGUUGAUGAUGAACGUGCGCGUCUUGAACGCGAAGAAGCCGAUCGUCAAGCUGCGGAGGAACGUCGUCGUGAUGAUGCUGCGCGUAAGCUUCUACAAAUGGAGGAUGACGAGGCAAAGCGUCGCGACGACGAGGACAAGCGCCGCCGCGAAGCCGAAGCUGCCAUCAACGCUCUCCGGGAAGCGAUUGUCAAGUUCGAACGCGAUACAAAAGAUCGACGCAUCGCUGCCGAAAAUGACGCUGAUCGCAGAAAGCAAGACAUCGAAGCUGCGCUUAAGGCUGAAGAAAUUCGCGCCGCGAACGCGCAAGCUGCGAUGCGAGCCGCUGCAAAGGCAGAAGGCGAUCGGCGAAAGGCAGAGGACGAUGAUCUCGCCGCUAAGCGUCGAGCCCUUGAAGAGUUCAAGCAGCUUGGUAUUCGUCUUAAGGAUACGGAAGAAAACCGACGGCAAAAGUAUGCUCAAGAGAUCGCUCGAAUCAACGCUGAAGAGGUGCGACGCAUCGCCACUGCUGAGGCCAACCACAAAUCUCGACUUGAAGAAAUCAAGAUCCUCGAAGAGGCUGAAAAGCGCAAAAUUGCUGAUGAAGAUCAACGGCGCGCUCGUGUCGAGGCGCAAGCUGAGGCCGCUGAGGAUGCUGAACGCCGCAAAAGAGAAGCCGAAGAUGCGCGUCGACGUGCUUACGACGAUGCCGCUCGAGCUGCGCGAGAAGCUGAAAACCGACUUCGUGCCGAAGAGGAUCAACGUCGUGCCGAAAAUAAGCGUCAUGAAGAAGAACUUGCUCGAGAAGAAGCGGCUAAGAAGGAAGAAGAAACACGUCGUCAGCAAGAACAAGACAAGGCGAAUUUGAUUUUCAAUUCCCAAGAAGGUCUGCGACGCACUUCUGAAGAUUCUCGUCGCAUCGAUUUCAUCAUCAACAAGGAUGAAUUCAAGACGAAGGAACAGCUUCAACGUGAAGCGGAAGAAGCGAGACGUAAACAAGCCAAGCAAGACCUUUUGGCUGCUGCUGAAGCAGAGCGUAGAAAGCGUGAAGAGGAAGAGCGCCGUCGACGUGAAGCCGAUGCUGCUGCUGCCGAGGCUGUGCGCAAGGAAGCCGAAAGAGUGGAAGCUGAAAAUCGCCGUCGCGUCGCCGCAGAGCAAAAGUUGCGGGACAUGGAGCAACAAGAGCAACGGUUACGUAUGGAGGCCGAGAAUAAACGUCGCGCGCAAGAAGGCGAGAGUCGCACGCGAAAAGAAGCGCUCGAGCGUGCUAUCGUUGCGGAGGAGAAUCGCCGAGCCCGCGCAGCUGACGAGCUUCGUCGUCGCGAAGAAGACGAGGCACGCACUCGAGCUCGUGAAGAUCAACGCCGUGCCGAUUGGGAUCGCGAACAAGCGCGUCGCGACGCAGAAGAACAAGCUCGUCGCGCCAGAGAAGAUGCUAGAGCUAAAGAAGCGGAAGAUGUUAUUCGUGCUGCUGCGGAAGCCGAGAGAAAGAAGAUGGCCGAGGAAGACGCUCGUCGCAACGCCGAGGAAGAACGCAUUACAAAGAUGCGCUCCGACGAAGACGCUGCGUGGGCCUCCGAGCUUGCUCGUCGUGAAGCUUUCAAGGCUGAACUCCAAGCAAAACAAAGAGCUGAAGAAGAUCUCCGCGCUCAGGAAGAACGCAGACGUGAAGAUCAUGCGAAUGAGGUGUCCAGAAAGCGUCAAGAAAUUGACGAUUUCAUUCGCGACUUGGAACGUCGUCGACGCGAAGCUGAUGCCGCCGCCAAGGCUGCACUUGAGGCUGAAGCGCAAAGAGUCACGGAGUUCAGAAAGUCUCGUGAAGAAGCUAUAGCCGAAGAUGAACGUCUUCGCGCGGAAGAUGCGGCCGAGCGCCUGAGAGAAGACGCCAAGCUGCUGCAAAUGCGUGAAGAGCUCAAGAAGCUUGUGCGCGACGAAGCCAUGCGCCGUGCCGAAGAAGAAGCCCGACGCAAGGCGAUGGACAAGAAGAUUGCCGAUCAAAAGGCCAUCGACGACGAUAUUAUCGCGAAAGAGGACGCUAGACGCGACCGAUUCCGUGAUGAACUGCCGGACAUUCUCGACAAGUUCCGAGCGGAACUUGAAGCCAAGGAGGAGUUCUUACAGACUCAAGAGGAGAUGCGCCGUAAGCAAGCUGCCGACGCCAUCGCGCAAAAGGAGGCCGCUGAGAAACAACGAAGAGCUGAUUUUGACGCGCAGUGCGAGCGCAAGCAGAAAGAGAUUGACGACUUUGCGGCGAAGAUCAAGGCUUUGUUCAACGCCGAGGAAGCUCGUCGCGCCGAGUUCAGGAAGAUGAUGGAGGAGAGACAACGUAAGGAAGAUGCGCGGCGACUUGCCGCUGCUUCGCCUAUUGCUAUCGACAACAUGAUGCAGAAUCUCAACGCUACUAUUACGCAGAUGGAGUCGCAACUUCAAAUCCUCAUUCCCGAAUUGCAAGCUCUCGAAAAGACUGCAGCGGCCAACUACGAAGAGUUUAAGGCGCGCCGUGCUCAGUCCCAGAUGUCCAUUGAACGCACCGUGACGGAGGAGCAGACUAGAACUCACAAUGAAGAUGGACGUCACGCUGCUGUCUGCGCGGAAGCUGACGCAGCUGUUCGUGCCGAGCGAGCUCUACGUGAAGAGGAAGACGCCCGUAGAAAGGUGGCUGAGAUGCGUAUCAAGCAGCUCGAAGCCGAGCUCGCCGCCAUCAUCGCUGAAAUUGAUGCUCGACGUCUUGCAUGGAACGCAGAAACUUUGAGCAGGAGAGAUUCAGAGUGGGCCGCUAGACAAGACGAGGACACUCGUAGAUUUUUCAACCAGACCGAAACUGAGGGCGUUUUGUUCAAAGAAUCUUCGACGAUCAGCUUCGAAGAAUCCCGUCGUCUUGAAGCCGUCGCAGCUGCUGAACGCGCGGAGGAGUUACGAAUUGCAACUGCAGCGGCGGAGGCCGAGCGCGUGGCUGCUUCGGAAAGACGCAAGCAAUUGGCCCUCGACGAAGAGGAAAGCCGUCGCAAGGCGGCUGAAGCAGCGAAGAAGGACUCCAAAAAGCAAGCAGAAGACUUGAAGCGUCAAGCUGAAGAGCAGCGCCGCGCCAAAGAACAAGCUGAGAAGGAAGCUGCGGCAAAGGCCAAGCAAGCUGAGGAGGAAGCUGCGCGCGCCAAGAAAAAAGCUGACGAGGACGCUAAGGCGGCUGCCAAACGAGCUGAGGAGGAGAAGAAGCGUCUCGAGAAGGAACAAGAAGAGAAGAGAAAGCAAGCUGAGAAGGAGGCUGCCGAGGCGAAGCGUCGCGCUGAGAAGGAGGCGGAAGAACGUCGCAAGGCGGAAGCCAAGGCGCAGGAGGAGGCUGCGAAAGCUCAGAAGGCUGCUGAGGAAGCGAAGCGAAAGGAAGCCGAAUUAGCGAAGCGUAAGGCUGAAGAAGAGGCGAAGGCGGCUAAGGCAAAGGCGGAUGCUGAAGCCAAGGCAAAGGCGGAUGCCGAGGCCAAAGCCAAGGCGGACGCCAAGGCCAAGGCAGAGGCAGAGGCCAAAGCCAAGGCAGAGGCAGAGGCCAAAGCCAAGGCGGACGCCAAGGCAGAGGCAGAGGCCAAGGCAAAGGCGGAUGCAGAGGCCAAGGCAAAGGCGGAUGCAGAGGCCAAGGCAAAGGCGGAUGCAGAGGCCAAGGCAAAGGCGGAUGCACAGGCCAAGACCAAGGCGGAUGCACAGGCCAAGGCAAAGGCGGAAGCCGUAGCCGCUGAGGCAAAGGCAAAGGCGGACGCUGCAGCCGCCGCGGAGCGCGCGGCCGAACAAGCUGAAGCCGCGUCAAAGCCGGACAACGAAGUCACCGAUGAGCGUGCAUCUCGUUUGCAAAAGCGACUUGAAAAGAGCGCAUCCAAGGAGGAAAUCGAAGAGGUUGUCCUCGAGCUCUCUGAAGACGAAGAUCCGAUCGCCGCAACGUUGAUCCUUCAAGGAGCAGCCAACGUGGAAGCUGCGGCGACAGCCCUAGCUGCUUUGUGGCGCGCAAAAGAUACCCGAGGCGCUGAAGCGCUCAUGGGUCUCGAUUUGACCCGUGCUGCGACGUUGAUUGACAUUAUGGUGGAGAACCUUGGAGACGCCGAAGCCGCCAUCGGUUUGGUUAACAUGUCCGAGCCCGGUCGCAUGGUUGGUGUCGCUGAAUUCGUCCUUCCGUACUACCUGCGAAGCGUUGUGUACAACGGGGUCGAAAUCCUCCGCGUCGUUGCAAACCGCAACGUCAAGACUGCGAAGGUUAUUUAUGCUGGAUUGGAGAUUGAAGAACAAGUGAGCAUUGUUCGCCGUGCGAGCCUCGGGUUCGGCGCGCGCCCGGGCGUGGAGAAGCCGGAAGACAAACCCGAACCUGAUGUGAAACUCGCCGCGACUCUCUUGACUGGGCUCACGCCAUCCGCCGCUGUGGAUGUCUUGCGCACCUUCAGCACCACGGGUGUGAACAAGGGAAGCCCGAAGUGGAAGCGCCGCCAAGACGUCAUCGUUGAAGUUCUCGACGCCUUCAAGGAUAUCGGUCCCGGAGAGGACUCCAUCGCUGAACUCAUUCGCGAUAGGCUCAAGCUGUGA